Messenger RNA from Laetiporus sulphureus 93-53, 1255 nucleotides. RefSeq names its product fumarylacetoacetate hydrolase. NCBI's taxonomy places the organism in Eukaryota, Fungi, Basidiomycota, Agaricomycetes, Polyporales, Laetiporaceae. The transcript has 8 exons. Bases 225 to 1142 code for a protein of 305 amino acids. The record is from RefSeq and is a predicted model, not a curated record. Gene Ontology annotation, molecular function: catalytic activity.
UUGCCCAUCGCACUGAACCCUGACCGCGUCAGCGCCACGAUCGGGCCGCGGGAGCGUCUGAGGCACGUGGACGCACGCGAUCCUCACGACGGCCGCAUCCUCUUCGUGCGGAGCUCCGCCGCAUUUGCGGACGAAAGAGCAUGUCCCACACUUCGCACUCGCACGUUCUCAUCUUUGGCCUACGACCACCAUCACGCCCAUAACCUCCUGCUCAACGACUCCCUAUGGCCCCCAUCAGGACGCAAUGGACGCGAUUGAUCCGCUUUGUCGCGGCAGAGACCGCGCAGGUUCACCUCGGUGAACCGGUCGACCCCAAGCUGGAUGUGGGUCAGGCCUACCAGCUCAAGAAGACCAUCAAGGCAUACGAAAUUCUCGGCUCUGCAAUCGACCCUAGCGCCCAGGUCACGAAGAACGUGUUGACCGUCAAGGAGCUCCUCUCGCCGCUCGCUCGCAACGAGCUUGGAGGUGUUGUGCGCUGCUUGGGUCUGAAUUAUGCCGAUCACGCGGCGGAAGCAAACCUUGCAAAGCCUUCUGUCCCGGUUCUCUUCUACAAGCCGGUGACAUCCAUCAUUGGCCCCGGCGCAGUCGUCACGGUCCCGCGAGUCGCUCAGCCCGUACAGGAGCACAUCCCCGACUAUGAAGUCGAACUAGUGAUCGUCAUCGGCAAGGCAGCGAAGAACGUCUCCGAGGCAGAUGCUUUCGACUACGUGCUCGGCUACACCGGUGCAAACGAUGUAUCAUUCCGUAAGUUGCAGAUGUCUGCUGGUGGCGGUCAAUGGGGCUUCUCGAAGAGUUUUGACGACACGAACCCUCUCGGGCCAUGCAUUGUCGCGGCAAGCGCGAUCUCCGACCCUCAGCACCUCCCACUCAAGACCGUUGUGAAUGGUCAGGUCCUGCAGGACGGCUCCACCGCCAAUCAAAUCUUUACCGUGCGCCAGACCAUUGCGUACCUCUCGCAGGGCACCACCCUCCUCCCCGGUUCGCUCAUCCUCACGGGCACGCCAAAGGGUGUCGGUUUCGUCAAGAAGCCCCCAUUGUACCUCAAGGGCGGAGACUACAUGAGCACCUAUGUCGGCGGCGGCAUUGGCACGCUCUCUAACCUGGUUGUGGAGGAAGAGGCUCCGGAGAAAGCGAGGCUGUGAGGGGCUAACGGUCCUUGGCAUUGGCAAUGUGUAUGGACGGGUCAUGUGCCGGUCUGGGAGGAGGUCUUCAUGCGGAUGCAAUUGUAUUGUGUAGAACAUGCUCAAGAACGUCU